AUGACCACUCUCUUCACCGUACCGAUCAGCUCCACUGGAGGCUCGAUCGUCUGCACAAACCCUAGCACAGCGAAAGAGCACGAGACUAUCUAUGUGCUCACUUUUAUUUCACCCCCGGACAACCGACUGACACCCAUUUUUAUUGAUGCUAUGCUACUCGCCCUGGACAUUAUUGAGCACCGUUACCCCAAGGGCGUCGUAGUCACUACUAGCGGAAUUGCCAAGUUCUACAGCAAUGGGCUUGAUCUCGAUCUUGUCGCGAAAACCGAAGGGUUCCUUGAGAACUGGUUGUGGCGAUUAUUCCGACGCUUUUUGUCAUACCCCAUGCCAACCGUGUGUCUACUAAAUGGACACGCUUUCGCUGGCGGCUUCAUGUUGGCCAUGUAUCAUGACUACAGAAUCAUGAACCCAGACCGUGGUUUCCUGUGUGUCAACGAGCUAGAAUUCGGCGUCCCGCUUCAGACGCCCAUGAUGUCCAUCUUCCGCGAGAAGCUGACGCCAGUCACUUUCCGAAAUGUCAUUCUAGAGGCUCAUCGCUUUGGUGGACGCAAUGCCCUCGAGGCUGGUAUCGUUGAUGCCGUUGGUGGGGCCGAGGAAGCGCUUGCGCUGAUCCAGACACGCAAGCUCCAGACUAAAGCCGCGACUGGUAUCUACGGUACUAUGAAAGAGGAGAUGUACUCCCGUGUCUUGAACGGCUUGGAUGAUCAUGCUGGAAAUUUGCAGUGGCGGGAGAAUGUUGAAGACAAGAACCUUGCUGUCGAGAAAAGAGGAUUGGAGGAUGUACAACAGUUUGAGAAGAAUGGGAAAGCCAAGCUUUGA
This is a messenger RNA of Penicillium robsamsonii, 819 nucleotides long. RefSeq names its product enoyl-CoA hydratase/isomerase family protein. Gene Ontology annotation, biological process: fatty acid beta-oxidation. Gene Ontology annotation, molecular function: enoyl-CoA hydratase activity; delta(3)-delta(2)-enoyl-CoA isomerase activity. Bases 1 to 819 code for a protein of 272 amino acids. The record is from RefSeq and is a predicted model, not a curated record. The transcript has 2 exons. Gene Ontology annotation, cellular component: peroxisome. Lineage: Eukaryota; Fungi; Ascomycota; Eurotiomycetes; Eurotiales; Aspergillaceae.